Messenger RNA from Papilio machaon (common yellow swallowtail), 4524 nucleotides. It is a transcript of the gene c12.2, whose product is annotated as von Willebrand factor A domain-containing protein 8. The transcript has 21 exons. Gene Ontology annotation, cellular component: cytoplasm. Gene Ontology annotation, molecular function: ATP binding; ATP hydrolysis activity. The record is from RefSeq and is a predicted model, not a curated record. NCBI's taxonomy places the organism in Eukaryota, Metazoa, Arthropoda, Insecta, Lepidoptera, Papilionidae. Bases 142 to 4320 code for a protein of 1392 amino acids.
GUGUUAGACUUUGAACUUUGUUAAAAGUUUGUUUUGUACAUUUUUUAACUUAAGAUUAUAUUUAUAAUUAAUUUAAUUGAAUAAUGUGUAUAUAGACGAUAUUACUGCAUUUUUAAAACCGGUUAUCAUAAGAAUUUAGUCAUGUAUAACCCCGCUAGUACAGUGCGACGUAUCGAUGUUCUUAUUCGUAUUUUAGGAGGACGCAAAAAGUUUUUACAAGUUAAUUAUGUUAGGGCAUACUCUAGUGAGGGUAAAGUGACCAUUGGAGAUGUUACCAAAGAUAUAACAACGCCAAAAAAGAUUGAAUAUGUACCUCGGAAAUACAUAUCUGUAGAGGGUUCAGAAUUAAAAUAUUUAUCUCAAAGUACACUUAGAAACUUAAGAUGGAUGAUGCAAAAAGAUUCUCUUGGUCAAGACAUGUUUUUGCUCGGCAGGCCAGGUCCCAAUAGGCGGAAAGUAGCUUUACAAUACUUAGAGUUGACACAAAGAGAGUUGGAAUAUGUCGCUCUAUCUCGUGAUACUACAGAGGCUGAUUUAAAACAGAGAAGGGAGAUUCAAAACUCUACUGCCAAGUAUUUUGAUCAGAGUGCAGUGAGAGCAGCAAUAGAAGGACGAAUUCUUGUUAUAGAAGGAAUAGAAAAGGCUGAACGUAAUGUGUUGCCAGUAUUAAAUAAUUUGCUGGAAAAUAGAGAAAUGCAUUUAGAAGAUGGGAGAUUUUUAGUACCAGCUGCAAGAUAUGAUAAGUUAUUACAGGAACAUGGUGCAGAAGAAGUGUCAAGAUGGCGUCUAGUCCGUGUUGAUGAGAACUUCCGAGUGAUAGCUCUGGGUCUGCCCGUGCCGAGGUAUCAGGGCCAGCCGCUGGACCCGCCGCUGCGCUCCCGGUUCCAAGCUAGAGAUGUCGCUACUGUUGGCUUUGGGGAGCAUAUGAAUGCGUUGCGGGAAGAAGCACCCAAAGUGGACUCUGUCAAGUUGGAGCAGUUGCUGUCAGCGGCGUACGCGCUUGUCAGCCCUGAGCUGCAGCAGAUCAGCUUGCCGGACUUUCCUAUAGACAGUCUGCACGCCGCAGCACUUAUAUUGGAAAGAAAUCCUACCAUCCCAAUACACAAACUCAUUUACUUACUAUAUCCAUACAAUACUUUCCUAUCCAAAGAUCACAUAAAGAACGUACAUGGUGUAUUACAAAAUCUAAGUGUUGACACAAAACCACAAUGUACUAUAAGUCUUUGUGGAAUGGAGUUCGAAGGGAAACAAGCUAAAGUGACACUUGAUGUAAACGGCUCUAAGUCUCAAUUUGGCGUGGCGUGCGGUGAAAGUAAGUACAUAAGAGAAGAAAAAGGCUUCGUUAAAACGGAUUACCAAAGCGAGUUGCUGAAUGAAUUACUGCUGAGUCAUAAUGUCGGAGAUUUUUGUAUCGUUGGACCAAAGGGCUGCGGAAAGAGUUUGUUAGUUGCGCAAUUAGCUUCCUUAUUGCACUAUACGAUAGAACCUAUAGUCCUGUAUCAGGAUAUGACAGCGAGAGACUUAGUACAGCAGCGUACGACAUUAGAUAAUGGAGAUACAGUGUGGAGGAACUCAGCAUUGGUAGAUGCAGCUAUGAAGGGACAUAUGGCGGUGUUAGAUGGCUUGCAUAGGAUCCAUGGCAGUACAUUAGCGGUAUUACACAGGUUGGUGCAUGAUAGGGAAUUACAACUUCACGAUGGUACGCGUCUUUUACGUCACGAUAGAUAUGACGAGCUCCUAGCAACUGGUCUCACCAGAGAGGAGCUAGAAGACAGUGGCGUCAAAAGAAUACAUCCAGCUUUCAGAAUGGUGGCGCUAGCGGAGCCACCAUCUCUCGAGCGAGGCCAGCCGUGGCUCACGCCGGAGAUACUCAGCCUAUUUAUCUUCCACGAGAUGCGAAAUUUGAGCAAAGAAGAAGAAAUAUUCAUUAUAAAAUCAUUGUAUGGAAAUAUAUCUUCGCCGUUACACUCAAUUAUAGACUUGGCAGAUCAGCUGCGAAAGUCAGAAGACAGUACAUUAAAGAACCUCUCAUCUUCACUGUCAACACGACAGCUCCUCAGAAUAGCCAACAGAAUGUCUAAAUAUCCAAUAGAUUCCGCCUACGAGACCGUGCAAAGGACUUUCUUAGCCAAAUUCCUCCCUAAUUUAGCUAGACGAGCGCUAGAUGGCGCUAGUCAGAAAAUAGGAAUAGAUCGACCGACUCGUUUUGGUCUUUUCGGUAAUAACGAGAAGAAAUUGCCAUGUCAUGUACAAAAUGGCGUAUUAACGAUUGGUAAUACAAGUACACAAGUUUUUAAAACGGAUGCUUUAACUAAAGUCCCCGAUAUACUGUUCUAUGAUGUACCACAGCAUAUAAAACUUUUAGAAUGGCUCCUCCAAGACUUUUUAUUAGGAAAUCAUUUACUCUUAGUAGGAAAUCAAGGUGUUGGGAAGAAUAAAAUCGCUGAUAGGUUGCUGCAGUUGUUAAAUCGUCCUCGAGAGUACAUACAGUUGCACAGAGACACAACGGUGCAAUCUUUGACAGUUCAGCCGACUGUCAAAGAUGGGGUUGUCAUAUAUGAAGAUUCUCCACUAGUGAAAGCUGUCAAAUAUGGUCACGUGUUGGUAGUAGAUGAGGCUGACAAAGCGCCGACACAUGUGACAUGUAUAUUGAAGACUCUUGUAGAGAAUGGUGAGAUGAUACUUAGUGAUGGAAGGAGGAUAGUGCCAAGAAACAUGUUGGAAAGUUCUGGAGGGGAUGUGUCGUCUUUUAUACCAGUCCACGAUGACUUUAGAAUGAUUGUUUUAGCAAAUCGACCUGGAUUCCCAUUUUUGGGUAACGAUUUCUUCGCUUCUUUGGGUGACCUGUUCUCAUGUCACGCGGUAGACAAUCCUUCAAUAGAGUCAGAGUUAGAACUCCUGCGGUCGUACGGUCCCAACGUACCUGGAGACGUGAUGAAGAAAUUGGUCGAGGCGUUUGCGGUCCUUCGUGACAUGGCUGACCAGGGACAGCUGACCUAUCCUUAUUCUACUAGGGAGCUUGUUAAUAUUGUUAAACAUUUGCAGAAAUAUCCUGAAGAAGAUUUAGCGACGGCUAUCGGCAACGUGUUUGAUUUCGAUCGCUACAGCAAAGAUAUGGCGAACACUUUACUGGGAGUGCUACAUUCCAGUGGUCUGCCGACAGAGGGCGUGUUGGAGGGACGCUCUAAAGAUGCUUUGAAGAAAUUGCAGAUGACCAUUGAAAGGAAAAGCGGACUUGAUGUAUCGUCGCCAAAGUACGGCAAAGAUGAUCCUGACAAUAAGCCGCACGUGGGGGGCAACACGUGGGCGGGCGGUACGGGGGGGCGCGACACUGCGGGGCUGGGGGGCAAGGGCGGGCCCUACCGUCUGGACAAGGGACAUGAUGUGCACCAGCUAUCAGAUGAAGAGAAGAACGAUAUACCGGAGCAUGUGAAAGAGGCAGCUCGCGCUAUGAACAGGAAGGCGUUUGAGGAACGAUUAAUGGAGAUCAAAAUGAGCGAAUACGACGCCAAGUUGUACGGACAAUUUCUACGAGCUGUACAACCACAGAUCGGUGCACUUCGUGGUGUGUUAGCUGAGCUGCAAGCGAAGAAGAAGGAGAGGCAAUGGAGUCGACACCAGACCAGUGGAGAACUGGACGAUGGAAAGAUUAUAGAAGGUCUGACAGGCGAGCGGGCAAUAUAUCGCCGGCGUGUGGAACAAGAGCCGCCGCCUGGCUCGCCUCCAGACAAACCUAAGAGGCUCCGACUCGUUCUAGACGUCUCCGGCAGUAUGUACAGAUUCAACUCGUACGAUGGUCGACUGGAGCGUUCGAUGGAAGCGGUGGUGUUACUUACGGAGGCGUUACGUGGGUACGAAGCCCGCAUCAGGUACGAUGUGUACGCGCAUUCUGGUGAGGACAGCGCACUGGAGCUGGUCAGAGUAGACCGUCCACCUGACAACGAGAAGCAGAGGUUACAGAUAAUCCGUACGAUGCACGCACACUCUCAGUUCUGUUGGUCUGGUGAUAACACUCUGCCUGCCGCCAAACACGCGAUAUCAACGCUGGCUACUGAAGAUGCCGAUGAAGCCAUCGUUAUUAUACUGUCCGAUGCUAAUCUAAGAAGAUACGGCAUCCCGCCGGAGUCGCUGGGCACCAUUUUGACAUCGGACCCUCGUGUACAAGCCCACGUUAUAUUUAUAGGUAGUUUGGGGGACGAGGCGAAUACGUUACUCCGGAGUCUGCCGGCGGGACAUGCACACGUGUGUAUGGAGGUGUCUUCUCUGCCUCACAUCCUGCAGCAGAUAUUCGCCUCCUCAUUGUUGCAGACCGAUAGUUAAUCUUAUACUAAAUAAAUAAAUAAAUUAAUAAGAUGUUUCCCAUUUUGCCGAUUGUGUACCGAUUAGUCAGUCCAAUGGGAUUUUUAUCCUAUUGGGUCGAUUAAGAAUCAAUUAAAAUCACAUUAGGCGAAUUAAACGUAGGAUGAUAGGUUCAAAAAAGUCAUCACACAGAAAAAAAAGUGAUAAAUAUAUGUUUUUUUUAUA